UGUUUUAGGUCUUCAGAAGGUGGCGCCUUAGAUCUUCAGAAUGAAUGCGUUGAUACUUCUAGAAUCUAGCAUCUGUGGGGCCAACACAAAACGCUGAACCUGGUCUCUUUCUCUGAAGUGCGUUUCGUGUAAAAUGACGAAAGGCACAUCAAGUUUCGGUAAACGACGUAAUAAGACACACACGUUGUGUAGAAGAUGUGGCAAUAGCUCUUACCACAUACAAAAGUCGCAAUGUGCACAGUGUGGAUAUCCCAAGAAGAAGAUGCGUUCAUAUAACUGGUCGGUCAAAGCCAAGAGGAGGAAGACUACUGGCACUGGCCGCAUGCGCCGCUUGAAGAUUGUUCGCCGCAAGUUCAAAAAUGGGUUCAGAGAAGGCGUGCCAAAACCUAAAGCUGUUGCGGCAAAGUAAAACAUUAUUGUGUAAUUAAGAUAUACAAUUCUGAUUACUAAUAAAAAUAAAAAAAUCCACAUACUA
This is a messenger RNA of Odontomachus brunneus, 475 nucleotides long. It is a transcript of the gene RpL37a, whose product is annotated as 60S ribosomal protein L37. Gene Ontology annotation, biological process: translation. Lineage: Eukaryota; Metazoa; Arthropoda; Insecta; Hymenoptera; Formicidae. The coding region runs from base 134 to 409 and encodes 91 amino acids. The record is from RefSeq and is a predicted model, not a curated record. Gene Ontology annotation, molecular function: RNA binding; structural constituent of ribosome. The transcript is spliced from 4 exons. Gene Ontology annotation, cellular component: ribosome; cytosolic large ribosomal subunit.